Solea senegalensis (Senegalese sole) is the source of this 6160-nucleotide messenger RNA. It is a transcript of the gene arhgef18b, whose product is annotated as rho/rac guanine nucleotide exchange factor (GEF) 18b. NCBI's taxonomy places the organism in Eukaryota, Metazoa, Chordata, Actinopteri, Pleuronectiformes, Soleidae. Gene Ontology annotation, molecular function: guanyl-nucleotide exchange factor activity. Gene Ontology annotation, biological process: small GTPase-mediated signal transduction. Bases 335 to 3979 code for a protein of 1214 amino acids. The record is from RefSeq and is a predicted model, not a curated record. The transcript has 27 exons.
CGGUUCACUUGGCAGACAUCUGUAUUCCCGCUCAGAAAUCCUCGCCUCAGACGAAUAUCCCCAAGCAGCACACAUUUCCCACGUUGUCCAGACGUCCAAACAGGCCGCAAGGGCAGCGGGAGCGGAGGAGUUUGACCCAGAAGAAAAUCUUCAUUCUACUGAUGGACAGAGCCAUAUAGUCAAGCAGAGGAACAACAGAUCAGAUGUCAAAAAUUCAGAAAGUGUCACUUGGUACGAGUUCCUUUCUCAUAAGAAUGAGGAAGAGGAGGAUCGUACAGAGAAGGUGGAGAAAGGCACCAAGGUGAAGAGGACUCUGAGUUCUUUGAGGAACAGAAUGGCUGGUUCCUUUAAUAAAGAUAAGGGUAAGAACCGAGAAAAAGAUCCGCAGAAGGAGAAGGAUGCCAAAGACAAAUUGUGUGGCAGAAGCAGCAGCAGCAACAGCAGCAGCAGCAGCAGUGGACAUUAUUUGGUGCCAGGCGCUUUUUCCAGCUGUGCCACCUGCUCACUGUGUAGCAAGAGCCUGCAGAAAAGGCAUGGCCUGCAAUGCAUGAAUUGUGCUGUGAACGUUCACAAGAGCUGCAGAUCUCUGCUGGGUGAGUGCACCAACAGCAAAAAUAAGAGAGAUUCUCUUCUGAAGUCUGGCUCAUCAGGAUCUCCUUACCCUGCACUGAAAGACUGGGACAGAGAGCAGACCCUGACGGGUCCAGUCUUAUCACAGACCUUGGAUGGCCUCCCAGGUUUGCUGUGCACCCCAGGCAUGACCAUUAGUCAAUGGGGACCUAACAAUCAACUGACUGUCACCUCAACCACCAGCUCUACUGCAGCAUCUACCUCCAACUUUGACCACACUCUCCAUCACCAUAACAGUUCAGGAUCCCUCCUUGGGGAGAUGGAUGAGACUGAUUCUCUCCGCUCAAAACGCUGCAACGAAGAUGCCAUUUCCCUUGCUCCCUCCACUACUGAGUCCAUUAUCGUAGAAGAUGCUCACUAUGCACCAGUGCGGGCGGAUCUGGAGUCUGACGCCCAGGACCUGGAUGCAGAGUCAUGGAGUGUGGUUGUUGAUCAACAGUUUGCGAAAAAGCACUCCAAACAAACUGUUAAAAGACAGGAUGUGAUUUAUGAGCUGAUGCAGACGGAAAUGCACCAUGUGCGAACUCUGAAGAUUAUGCUGCGUGUUUACUUGCGGGAGUUGAAGGACAACCUCCAGAUGGACUCCAGCAGGCUGGACUGCCUCUUUCCUCGCUUGGAAAAUCUCCUGGAACUUCACACACAUUUCCUGUCUUGUCUAAAAGAGCGGCGGCGAGAGAACCUUGUCUUGCCAAGCAACAGGAACUACACUAUCAACAGAGUGGCAGACAUUCUGAUCACACAGUUCUCAGGUGAAAUUGGAGAGAGGAUGAAGGACAGCUAUGGAGAUUUUUGCAGUCGCCACACUGAGGCUGUCAACUUCUACAAAGAACAGAUGCAAAACAACAAAAAGUUCCACAACAUCAUACGGAAAAUCAGAAACCUGUCCAUUGUGCGGAGGUUAGGAGUGACUGAGUGCAAUCUUCUGGUGACCCAACGCAUAACCAAGUACCCACUGCUAGUGGAGCGAAUUCUGCAUAAUACUGAAGCUGGAACAGAAGAGCAUGAAGAUUUGACUCAAGCUCUGGGUCUAAUCAAAGAAACCAUCGUUCAGGUGGACACGCUGGUUAAUCUCUAUGAAAAGACGACUCGACUCCGAGACAUACAUAACAAGAUGGAACCAAAAGCAAUGGGAAAAAUCAAAGAUGGCCGAGUGUUUCGCAGGGAGGACCUGGCACUGGCCAGGAGACGACUUCUUUAUGAGGGCAUCGUCACAUGGAAAGCUGCUUCUGGCAGACUCAAAGAUAUUCUUGCAGUGCUUCUGACAGAUGUGCUGAUAUUGUUACAAGAGAAGGACCAGAAAUAUGUAUUUGCUUCAGUAGAUAACAAGCCGUCAGUGAUCUCUCUUCAGAAGCUGAUAGUCAGGGAAGUGGCCCAUGAGGAGAAAGGCAUCUUUCUUAUCUGUGCUUCCUCCAAUGAGCCAGAGAUGUACAAGAUCCACACCACUUCCAAGGAGGAGCGAAACACUUGGAUGACACGCAUACGACAAGCUGUUGAGAGCUGUCCUCAUACAGAAGAGAGGCUAUUCAGUGAGCAGGAAGAGGCCAGAGCUUCCAGGUUCAAAGAUUUUCAAGAUCGGCUAAGCCAGAAGGAUGCCGUAAUUGUGCAGGCUCUCACUGAGAAGCUGCAGCUGUUUGCAGACAUGGCAGAGUCUGUGGCAGGUCUGGAGGACGCAUCCUUGCGGUGUAGGCUUCUGCUUCGAGGAGACGCUUCAGACCUCCAGCAGGGGGAGGCCCUGCUCAAAGGAGCUCUCACUGAGGUGGAGAACCUCCAGAACCUGCUGCAGUCUCACAUGAGGGAGGAGGCUUCAGUCUCUCAGUUGGAGGAAGGAGCUAUCUCUGGGGUUCUGCCCAGGCGAGCAGACACUUUUGGGGGCUAUGACAGCAGCCCCUCCAUCCUGAAUAAGAAUGGCAGUGUGAAGAAGAACCUUUGUGGCGAGUACAGAAACAGAGACAGAAGCCAGAGAGCCAGCUCUGACCCUCAGCUCAAAGACCUUCGUGGUAACCACACCCAGGAGCAGACGGUUGAUGAGAGCACAUGGUCUCUGGGUAGAUGGAACCGUGUCUGGUCCAACUCCUUCCCUGAGGCUGAGUUCUUUGACAGAGUGCUGAUACUCUCCCAAAGCCUCUAUAGUCUGCAGGCGGUCGUAUCACAGCAGGACAGUCAGAUCGAGCUACAGCGGGCCUCCUUGACUGAGCAGGCCUCUCUGCCCGGCCGCCACAGAGGGAAUGUCCUCCUAGAGCAGGAGAAGCAGCGGACUCUGGCCCUACAGAGAGAAGAACUGGCCAGCUUUCACAAACUACAGUCUCAGCACCAGCAAGAGCAGCAGCGCUGGGAGAAGGAGCGGGAGAGGCACCGGCAGCAAGUCGAGGCCACGGAGGCGAAGCUCCAACAAAGAGAGGAGGAGUGCCGACAGUUGGAGGAACACCUGACAAAAGAGAGGGAGGAGCUUGACCGACAGAGGGAGACAUACCAGCAAGACCUGGAGCGACUGAGGGAGUCCACCAGGGCUGUGGAGAAAGAAAAGGAACGUCUCGAAAAUCAGAGGAAGAUCAAGAGGAAGACCAUUGAGGUGGUUCCUCUGUCUGGUAGUCUGAACGGGGAGCUCCUCAUGUCCUCUGGCAUCACCAGCUCCACCAGCAUCUCCGACCUACCUCCGAAGCCUUUGGUGCGUGCCAGCCUGUCUGUAGCACCAGCGGACUAUCCAGAGCGCCCUGAAGUGUCGCUGCGGCGAGAAACGAGCGCUUCCACUCUGCCCCUGAAGACGGAAGUGCCACUUCAUCUCUUCAGCACCACCAACCAGCAGCACAAACUGGUCGGGGUGCAGCAGCAGAUCCCGACCAAGCUCGCUGCCUUCAGCAGUGGCAAAGGGAAAGUAGCCAAAAGUGGCAAAGCUUCACAUCGCACUGACAGCACAGCCUCAGUAGAUAUGAAGCAGAUGCUGCCAUUGAAGCUGUCUGCCCGAGAUGAAAACUCCCUCAAGGCCAAGCGCUCCAUCAGCCCCCACCAGCAGCUCUCGCUGUCAACCCUGCAUCUCCACGCAGAUCAACUGAGUCCGCCAGACACUCCCGGACCAGACAGCCAAACCACCGUCAGCACCUCUCACCCUUCAAUUCCUCCGAAGCCCGUCAUGCCUCCCGCACAGUCCCAUCCUCAGCCCCCCAGCAUUCCUCCCCACUCCCAGAGUACUGGACUUCUCCAUUUCCAGUCCCACGUGCAGCCACAGGGAGUCAGUCCAAACUCACAGGCUCAUGUCCAGGUAAAUCACGGGCUCAGCCACAGCCAGAGUUUGACACCACCGUUUAAGAUCUCCUCAGAAGACCUCAAUAAAGAGGACGUCAUCUUUUUCUAAACUCCAGUCUGCCACCCUCACAACAAGCACUGAUUAAAAGAAAGAAAUAUAUGGGAUGGAUAUUGAUCCCCAAUCAACCUCAAGGUCCAUUUCAUGGAGACACAAACACUUUAUAUUCAGUGUCGGCAUAUGAUUCACUCAUGUCUGACUGACUUUCUGCAGCCUGUUGCAGAGAACAGAGAGUUUCAGAGCCUCUUUGUCUCACACAGAAAGAAAAUAAUCACAUUUCAUUAAAAAAGAAAAAUAGAGGACGUGCUGUUAAAUUUCUUUUUUAAAUUAAAUAUGAAACAGGAACCUUUGGCAAACCAAAGGCUUCUGGUAACGCGUAUGAAAUGGUCUCAAUGAAGUUAUUACAAUCCAAAGACAUUCACUGUAAGAGCUUGAGGUAAAUACAACUGAAAGGAAUAAAUGUCGUCUGCAUUUCAGAAGACUCUGGUCCGGCUGAAGUAUAAACAGUACAGUAUGAACUCGAAGAUGCUGCGAUAGAAUCCUGGCCCUAAACCACAGGAACUCAUUCAGCAGGAGUGUGGAAGGACUCGGCACUGUCCGUUUGACAUUUCAUUUGCACAGUGUAACUACUGCAUUCCAGACUGGUGAAUGAUCUUUUAAUGAAGUAUUGUUAGUCGGCAUGAAGGUUCAUUUGGUUUACUUUUCUUGUCUUAUUUGUGAUGAUUGCAGCAGUCGGUGGAUUACAUCUUUAAGUGUUGCUUGUUGUUGUGAAACCUGCCAUGGAUUUGGUCCACAGACAGUUUCAGGCCAUUGUGAAAUCAUUUAAAUUAAGGGAUAGUUUGUGAUAGUUUGGUGCUGUUCUUUUCCAGCCCAACCUGAGUGAGACUAACUCAGCGAUGCCUUUCAUGUCUGUCGGUUUAAGUUACUGUAGCUCUCGUUCUGCAUUUCAUUUUUUACAAACACUUGGGGUUAAUCAUUAAUAGUCAUAUUUUUAUUUCUGUGGCUCUUUUAUUAUACACAUUGUGUAUUUUUAAUAGAGAAAUUUGCAAUGUGAGUUUCUGUAAAUUUAUGUAGUUAUUUAAAGUUUUAUGGUGCAUGUUCUGGACUUACACCCAGUCAGUGAAGUAAUUAUCGCUGUGUUUGGCAUCAUUAUCAUUCCGUAUUGGCACCAGAAAGGUCUCAAUGAGUUUGUCACACCUUGGGUUACAUUUCAAAAAGAAAAUAAGAAUCCUCAGGACACACAUGUGAUUGCAUUUCAGUGAGACUGUAGUACACUGUACAUGUCAUGAUAUUUCAUGUUGUUUUCAGGGUAAAACAGAACUAUCAGAGAAGAAGAACAAGGAAAAUCUGGGGUUAAUAGACUUUUAAAACAUGAUGACAAUAAUUGUAUAGUGUUAAAAUACUCUCAAGUGCACUAGUUACCCCAAUUGUUAUUAAGAGAAGUCACACAAUGACAAUGAGGUCUAAAUGUGCAGAGUCAUUCUGCACAGUGUUCACAUCAGUUCAUACCUCACACUCUCAGGAGGGAGUUGUGUGUCCGUGGGGCUCGUUUUGCCGAGUGGACAGUCUGUAAAAUUGCUAGAGUGGAUACAUUUUAAGCUUGUAUGUCUUUGAGAUAUAUAUGAAGAUGUCAUUUUUAAUUGAGGGCCUCCAUUUCUAAUUGACAAGUGUGUUUUAUUGAUCGCCAAUGACAUUUCUGAGUCUUAAAUUUCUGUGCCUGACAGAAAGGCAAUACUGUGAUGGUACGGUGGUCCUGCUGCAAAAGGACCAUCAGCUGUUGUUUAUGAUUUCACUCCUCGUCUUUUCUUUCCAGAUUAAAUAUGUGGAUGACCAUGCUCGGAAUUUUCCUCUAUAUGUAUGUGGGAUUACUGUAAAUCCUGGAGUAGCUGACACGUGUUCUUUCAGAAGAGCUUUUCGUCUUUGUCCAAAUAAGGUGUGAUCACUACCUGCAGUUUGAGUGGGUUUCCUGAUUGUUGAUGUAUAUUAUGUAUAUUGAUGUACAUAUUGUACUUAAUCUCUUCUGCGCUGCGCUCUUUCUCCAUUAUAAUUAGAAUGAAAUGUUUUACAUGAUUUGAGAUGCAUACGGCCAAUAUUCUGUGUGAACAUGUAUAGACGUUUAUAGAGACACAAUGUACUACACUGUAUGUCUUACUUGGAAAAGCACGCAGCAGUUCAUGAAACCACAAUCAGUCAUUUUGCGAUGUAUAAAUCAACUAAAAUGUGUGUAUUUAA